Molecule: messenger RNA, 354 nt
Organism: Morchella sextelata
Lineage: Eukaryota; Fungi; Ascomycota; Pezizomycetes; Pezizales; Morchellaceae
Exons: 3
Coding region: 1-354 (117 amino acids)
Cellular component (GO): mitochondrion
Molecular function (GO): fatty acyl-CoA hydrolase activity
Source: RefSeq, a predicted model, not a curated record
AUGUCGGUCAAGGAGCGUAAAAGGAUUGACUAUUUCUUUUUCCUAGAUUACCGAACACGAUGGACAGACAACGACAUGUACUCACACCUCACCAAUACAGUCUACAACGUCCUAAUCGACUCAGUAGUCAAUACCUACCUGAUCAAGCACUGCGGCCUGAACCCGGCAACAUCUCCAUCAAUUGCGCUCAUGGUCGCAUCGCAGAUUACAUUCAUAUCUCAGACAUCGUUCCCGGCUGUGCUAGAUAUCGGCCUCAGGGUAAAUAAGCUGGGUAACUCGAGUGUCACCUAUGAGUGUGGUGUGUUUGAGAGAGGCCUGGAGGAUAAGGCCGAUGACGAUGGAGAAGACGUUUAG